GACUGGUUUCUGCCCCACAUAUCUCAAAAAAAAAAAAACUCGUCUUUGUUGCUGGCCAACAAAGAUUUUGAUCACCUUUGCGUCCCUGAUCUUCACAUUGUCAUUUGCUUGCUUGCUACGCCUCACUGCAUUAUGCACUUGAAGUUCCUAACCCUGGGUCUUGCCGCCUGUGUUACAAAUGCUAUUCCUGUAGCCAACACAGCUGAUAAUAUUUCAACUUCUAAUAUCACCAAUGGAUCACUGGUAUCCGGUGGCAAGCCCACGAUCCAUUGGUCCUUCGAUAAUGUCGCAAAGGCCAAAAACGAUGAUUCACAGCAUGAACUAGAGAAUCUGAUCAAUGCUCUAUUGCAAGAUUUUGGAUUGCCUGAACGGAUCCCAGACAGUGCAGAGUUUGUUGGUAGUCGCGAUUUCAUCAAAAUCAAAAUCCCAUUGACCAUAGAUGUCUCCCGCCUAACAUGUCCAUGCCUUGGAACGUUGGUCUUUGAUGAAAAACACCACAGGGGGUCACUAAGAAUCGUAGAGGAUAGACCACACUGGGAGCAUCCUGCCACUGACAAGAUAUUAGUAAGAUACUCCCAGUUCAGUUUCGACGCAUAUCACGUGCUGGUCACAGCUGUGACCCCGCCAAAAAUCUCAAGGUGCAACGAAUUGGUCUUUCGAGUAGUUUUCAUUUGAGUUAUGCAAAAAUUAAAACACGGGCACUGUUAACCUACUGCUUAAAGACAAUAUCAGAU
Lentinula edodes (shiitake mushroom) is the source of this 734-nucleotide messenger RNA. RefSeq lists its product as uncharacterized. The coding region runs from base 133 to 675 and encodes 180 amino acids. The transcript has 3 exons. The record is from RefSeq and is a predicted model, not a curated record. Lineage: Eukaryota; Fungi; Basidiomycota; Agaricomycetes; Agaricales; Omphalotaceae.